This is a messenger RNA of Williopsis jadinii, 555 nucleotides long. Its product is annotated as flavoprotein. The transcript has a single exon. The record is from RefSeq and is a predicted model, not a curated record. Gene Ontology annotation, cellular component: phosphopantothenoylcysteine decarboxylase complex. Gene Ontology annotation, molecular function: phosphopantothenoylcysteine decarboxylase activity; FMN binding. NCBI's taxonomy places the organism in Eukaryota, Fungi, Ascomycota, Saccharomycetes, Phaffomycetales, Wickerhamomycetaceae. The annotation marks the transcript as partial. Gene Ontology annotation, biological process: coenzyme A biosynthetic process.
AUCCAUAUCUUGAUCGGUGCUACAGGUUCGGUGGCAACAAUUAAAGUUCCUUUGAUCAUUGCUAAAUUGUACAAGAUAUUUGAUCCCUCGAAAGUUUCUAUUCAAUUGGUUGUUACAAAAUGUGCAGAACAUUUCUUGAAGGGGUUAAAAAUUUCCACAGAAGUGAAGAUUUGGAGAGAUAACGAAGAAUGGUAUGGCUAUAAAAAAUUAGGAGACCCAAUAUUACACCAGGAGUUGAGAAAAUGGGCUGAUAUCUUUUUAAUCAGUCCUAUGAGUGCAAAUACUUUGGCAAAGAUGGCGAACGGUAUCUGUGACAACUUGCUUACCGCAAUAAUCAGGAGCUGGAACCCUCAAUACCCAAUGUUAAUUGCUCCAGCAAUGAACACAUUCAUGUACACACACCCUUUGACCAAAAAACAUUUGACAUUUCUCAGAGAUGAAUGUCCAUGGGUUGAGGUUCUGAAACCGGUUGAAAAGGUGUUAGUAUGUGGUGAUAUCGGUAUGGGUGGUAUGCGUGAAUGGAGUGAUAUUGUGGAAAUUCUCGUUAAAAAGAUU